AUGUUAGGGGCAAGUAAAUUGGUCCUCUGGGUAAUGACGGGUCUGCUGGCCAUCUCGACUGUCUUCUUUAAUGUCUACAUCCUCCUGAUGAGUCUGUGGAACUACAGGCAGAAAAAGCAGUGGAAUCCCAGUGAGACCAUCAUCGUGGCGCUGUCGGUGGCCGACGUGGCUCACAUGCUGGUCUGCUACUUCUGGAUGACCAUGACCGAGGUGGAUAAUGAGUGCCACAUCAGCCAGAACGUCUACACUAUCAUGCUGCUGCUGUUCUUCAGCCUCAAGUUCACCAUCAUGUGGGACACCAGCUUUCUCACGUUUUACUACAGCACCAAGCUGGUGAGCACGCCCAACCACUGUUACACGCAGAUCCAGGCCGCCAUCCUCAAGCACGUGACUUUAGCUGUUUUUCUCAUCCCUCUGUGCGGCCUGGGCACCUGCAUGCCGAUGCUCGUGGUGUUCCACCAUGACAACUACACCAGAGCGUACCAAGACUGUGGGGUUUUAGUCCCCAACACCCGCCCUGGCAAGAUCUACGAGGCCAUGUAUCUGCUCCUCGCCGACGUCCUGCCAGGCGUGCUCAUGGUGAAAUGCUGCAUCUCCAUCUCCAUCCACCUGGCCAUCCAUCUCCGUCACAUGAAAGCCAGCACCAACGGAGCCCACUGCCCGAAGCUGGGCUCUCAGCUGAGGGUGAUCCAGAUGACGCUGUCUAUAGUGGCUGCCUUCAUCCUCUUCCUCGUGGUCGACCUGUACGUCCAGUACCAGAUAACGGUGAACCACGAGAACAUCAUCAUGCUCACGUUCUUCUUCACGUCCAUCUACACGACUGUCACUGCCAUGAUGCUGAUCUACGGGAAGAAGACGCUGUGGAAAGCUCUGAUUCAUGGCUUCAACGUCUGCCUGGAUGAAUAUCCGUGUUUGUCUUGUCUGAAGGUGCCUGAACAAAAGGCAAAAACCAGCUCUCCUGCAAAAGGUAAAAACUGA
Morone saxatilis (striped sea-bass) is the source of this 978-nucleotide messenger RNA. RefSeq lists its product as uncharacterized. Gene Ontology annotation, cellular component: membrane. Gene Ontology annotation, molecular function: G protein-coupled receptor activity. The transcript has a single exon. Bases 1 to 978 code for a protein of 325 amino acids. Lineage: Eukaryota; Metazoa; Chordata; Actinopteri; Moronidae. The record is from RefSeq and is a predicted model, not a curated record. Gene Ontology annotation, biological process: sensory perception of taste; G protein-coupled receptor signaling pathway.